Messenger RNA from Drosophila arizonae, 1720 nucleotides. RefSeq lists its product as uncharacterized. The record is from RefSeq and is a predicted model, not a curated record. NCBI's taxonomy places the organism in Eukaryota, Metazoa, Arthropoda, Insecta, Diptera, Drosophilidae. Gene Ontology annotation, cellular component: nuclear body. Gene Ontology annotation, biological process: positive regulation of DNA-templated transcription.
UAGAUGCAGCCAUCCCUAGUUGUUGAUUUUCUAUGCGAAAAAGUGAAGCUGGUGUGUAAUAAAUGUGGCCCAACACUUUAGAAAUGGAUUAAGGAAAUGCAGCGCAUUGAUAACUAUUAACUGUUUCGAUAGUAAUUCGAAAAAGGAUAAAAGUCAAGCCUAGUGCUCGCAUGGACUACGAAAAUUUGUCUGUGAAUCUAGGCGGAGGGAGCGCUGCGGCCGGCGCUGGAAAUGCGAACGUGAUUGCGAACACAAAUCCGAAUCUAAAUCCGAACGUCGCUGACGUCGAACCGGAGCCCACAAUGUGCGGCAACCAGGAGCAGUUGGAGGUGAAGUCCAAAGAGAAGGCGCGUCGCUAUUGGACGCCCAGCGAGGAGGAGCGGCUCUAUGAGAUCUGGGGCCGGGACAAUUGGCGUCUCACACGCACCGGUAAAAAUACCGUUUAUUUUGGCCAGUGGUCCGAAGAGUUGCGCGAACGCUUCGCCGUGGACGUAAAGCCAGAGGAAAUACAAAUGAAGGUUAAUCAGACAAGAGCUAAAUUUCGUCAGGUGAAAAAACAGCUGCAAACGGAUCCAUCGAGUUUCCCCUUGCGCUGGAAAAAAUAUGAUUUAAUCAAUCGCAUAUUGAAAAACUUACACAGGCCCAAAAAUGCAGAGCCCUUGCCACCAGAGGUGUUACUCAACAAUCGAGAUGUGUCGCCGCCACGCGACGACGAGCAACAGCAACAGCAACAGCAGCAACAGCAACAGCGGCAACAGCAGCAGCAGCAGCAACAACAACAACAACAACAACAGCAGCAAACACACCCGCAGCAACAGUCGGUGCUUAAUUUAACAGCUGAGCCAACGGCCAAUAAUUAUUACAGCAACAACAAUAGCAACAGCAGCAGUAACAAUAUCAACAACAACAAUAGCAACAGUAACAACAACAAUUCAAUGAGCUUCAAUACGGAACUGUUUACGGAUCAGUAUGAUGAUAUCAAACAGGAAUACGACGAUGAGGACUAUCGCUCAAUGCCAUUUCAAGAGCGAAUGCAACAGUAUUCACCAGCGGAGCCCGCACAGCUACUGGAGCUGCAAACGCCGCAGCAACUGCAGCAGCAGCAGCAGCAGCAGCAACAACAACAACAACAACAACAACAACAUCAACAGCAGCAGCAGCAACAAUUUCAGUCUGGCUAUGAGCCAGCCAGCUAUGCGAGCGGCUACAACAACAGCAACAGCAACAAUAGCGCCCCAACAUCCAGUAUCAAUCAUCAGGCUAUUACAGCGGUUGCCUACAUCAACAGCACCAACAACACCAUCAGCGUGGCAACAAACAGCAGCAAUGGCGCACACAUGCAGCCGCCAGCACUGACAGCUGCCAGCAGCAACAGCAACAACAGCAACAGCAACAGCAAUGCUGUGGCUACGCCAGUACCGACGCCACGCAAGCGAGGGCGACCCUUUGGCUCCAGCAAUCCGCCGGCGGCCGACUCAUUGGAGUCCAUGUACAUGGAGGAAGUACGUCGUAAGAAUCAAUUGCUAGCAGAGCAAACGAAGAUCUCGCGACAACGCUUGGAGCUGGAGGAGCGCAAGCUGGAGCUGCUGCAGACGUUCUUCCCCAAGUGCCUGGAGCAGCAGGCGCAUAUCUUGGCGCGUGUCAUGCAAUUGCCGCACCUGCAGCAGCAACAGCAGCAACCGCAGCCGCAACCGCCGCCACAGUAAAAACGCGACGAAGC